AUGCAAAGACCAACAUGCACAAUGCUCCGCGUCCGCACUCCAUCGGAUGCACAUGCCAUCUUUCAUGCUGUCUCUUUGAACUUGCUGCCCAUCGUCGCCCGUAGACUAGACACUGAAGAACGUCGAGCUAUAUCUUCAGGUUGUGUCUUCGUUUGGGAAGAAAGAGGUUCCAGCGCUGAAAGUACGGGUCUGGGUAUCGAACGAUGGACAGAUUCUAUUCGAUGGGGACCUAGUCGUGUGAAAGAUGAAUUCUUAUUUUAUCAUGAAAAAGAGCCCGACGCGGCUGAUUUGGAGCUUGCUUCCGAGUCAAAUGGCCCUAUAACGCCUCAUCAUUAUAGUCGUGGAUUUUAUCGGGAAAAUUUGAUAAAACAGACAUACUCUGUCUUUGUCGAAACCCCAAGAGGACGUCGCAAAUGGCACCUCAUUGCUUAUUUCACUCAAGAAUCGCUUGAAUUUCUGCAUACCAUAGACGAUAUACCUGGUCUUUCGAGCCUUCAUGUCCCGCCAGGCAAGUACAAAAGCGCACGCUCAGCGAAGAACGGCAAAUCUUCCGCCAGCCCUGUCUAUGAGCCACUUGCAAUAAAUUCUUUCCCAGAUGAAUCACACACUUUAUAUCCUUCUCGUCAUCGAAGGCGGGUGGAGAUUCUUGCGCCACUUGCUUAUCUGCAGAACAUUCCUCCUCCUCGACGCCACCCCUUGGACGAGGAAGCUUUAAUGUCCUUUACGGGAUUGCAUGUGUAA
This is a messenger RNA of Lentinula edodes (shiitake mushroom), 741 nucleotides long. RefSeq names its product Gti1/Pac2 family-domain-containing protein. The record is from RefSeq and is a predicted model, not a curated record. Bases 1 to 741 code for a protein of 246 amino acids. Lineage: Eukaryota; Fungi; Basidiomycota; Agaricomycetes; Agaricales; Omphalotaceae. The transcript is spliced from 6 exons. Gene Ontology annotation, molecular function: DNA binding.